This is a messenger RNA of Paramecium primaurelia, 511 nucleotides long. NCBI's taxonomy places the organism in Eukaryota, Ciliophora, Oligohymenophorea, Peniculida, Parameciidae. The record is from the annotation of a GenBank genome assembly.
AUGAAGGCAGAAGUAACCAAGAGCAAAUUGUCUAAGGAAGAGUAUGAGAAAUUCAAAAGAGCUGAGAGAAGAAAGAACAAUAAGAGCAAAAAGAAAUGCACUAAAGAAAAGUAAGAAAUUAUAGAGGAGGUAGUCAAAGGUGAUGAAGAGUAGAUUAUAUAUGAUGAAGAGACCUUUCAAGAGAUAGAAGUAUAUAUCAGAUUGAAUAGUGUAGAUAGAUGCUCUUAUUACAGGGAAACAUUAUGACAAUUUUAAACAGGUUUUUGAUAAUUUCAAUUAACAUACUGAAAGAUUGAUGAUGAAGACAUAUGAAAAGGUUUAUGAGAAUGAAAAAGAAAAGGAAANGAUUAAGAAUAUAAUUAAUUAUUUGAUUUCUUUAUUAAUGGAAUCAGUUUAAGAUCUACUCUACAUGAAUUCAUUACAUCAAAUGAAAUUGCAACUGAAAAAACAUUAUAAAUAGAAUAUUUAUUUGCUGUACCAGAACCUAAACUUAAGCAAACUAUAAAUAUGA